AUGUCCGUUGCUGAGGCUGUCAAGCUCAAGGACGAGGGUAAUGAACACUUUAAGGCUCACCGAUUUGACGAAGCUAUUGAAAGUUAUACCAAGGCUAUAGAAGUAGAUCCCAAAAAUGCAGUGUUUUACUCAAACAGAGCUCAAGUUCACAUCAAGUUGGAGAACUAUGGACUUGCCAUAAUAGAUUGUGACGAAGCUUUAAAGGUGGAUCCUAGCUUUACAAAGGCUUACUACCGAAAGGGUGUUGCGCAGAUGGCUAUUUUGAAGUACAAAGAAGCCCAAGCCAAUUUUAAGACAAUUUUGAAGACCUUACCAAACGACAAACUCACAUUGGAAAACUACAAGCAAUGUGUUAAUUACUUGAAAAAGCAAGCAUUUGAAAAGGCUAUUGCCGGUGACGAAAAGACUUCUAUCUUCACAACUAUAGACUUCAAUUCCAUGAUCAUCGAGAAGACCUGGGAAGGGCCAUCUUUGGAGAUCACCAGCACAACCACCGAAUCCGGCGUCAAGGUGGAUAUCGAGGGUCUUGAUUUAGGCUACUUAAAGUAUAUGAUCAAGCAUUUCAAAGCAGGAGGUAAGAUACCCAAGAAGCAUGCAUUUGCUAUUAUAGCAAAAGUGACUGAAAUUUGCAAGCAUGAGAAAACCAUGGUUGAACUUUCUCUUCCUCAUAAUCUGUAUACCAAUGCAGAAGCGUCCAAGGAUGAACUCUUGUUGGCUAAAAGUAAAAAGUUGACGGUUGUUGGAGAUACCCAUGGACAAUUUUAUGAUGUGCUCAACUUGUUCAACAAAUUUGGAUUUGUUUCAGACCUGCAUUCCUACCUCUUCAACGGUGACUUUGUUGACCGUGGAUCAUGGUCGUGUGAGGUUGCCUUCUACCUCUACGUUCUCAAGAUACUUUACCCUACUUCUUUGUUCUUGAAUCGUGGAAACCAUGAAACCAAUGACAUGAACAAGACAUACGGAUUCACCGAUGAAUGUGAACUGAAAUAUUCUAAAAAAGUGUUUGAGGCUUUUGCCGAAUCUUUUGGCGCUUUACCCUUAGCUACCUUGAUCAACCGCUCAUACCUAUGUAUGCAUGGAGGCUUGUUCUCAGACGACAAUGUGACAUUGGAAGACAUCAAGAACUUCAACAGAUUUCCAAGCUCUGGAUCAAGUCAACCCCCAAGAGAGGGAAUUGCCAUGGAGUUAUUAUGGACCGAUCCCCAACCAACCCCCGGUCGUGCUCCUUCAAAGAGAGGUAUAGGAAUGCAAUUUGGACCCGAUAUUACUGAACGGUUCUGUUUGAAGAACAAGAUAAGAAAGGUAUUGAGGUCGCACGAGGUAAGAAUGGGAGGUGUUGAAGAAGAGCACAACGGCCGCUUAAUUACCGUCUUCAGUGCCCCAAACUACUGUGAUUCCACCGGAAACUUGGGUGGAGUGGUUCACAUAACUGAGAAUGUAAAAUACGAUGCUGCUUCCGAUAAUGGUGAAGGCUAUAGAGAUGCCAAGGACACCAAUUGUCCAUGGACAUUAGAGAUUGAAAAGUUUGACGCAGUGCCACAUCCCGACUUGAAGCCAAUGGCCUACUCUAAGGCUGGGUUUGGCUUCUAA
This is a messenger RNA of Meyerozyma guilliermondii ATCC 6260, 1590 nucleotides long. RefSeq names its product protein serine/threonine phosphatase (gene PPT1). Bases 1 to 1590 code for a protein of 529 amino acids. The transcript has a single exon. NCBI's taxonomy places the organism in Eukaryota, Fungi, Ascomycota, Pichiomycetes, Serinales, Debaryomycetaceae. Gene Ontology annotation, cellular component: nucleus; cytosol. Gene Ontology annotation, molecular function: protein serine/threonine phosphatase activity; protein binding. The record is from RefSeq and is a predicted model, not a curated record.